Molecule: messenger RNA, 2292 nt
Organism: Charadrius vociferus (killdeer)
Lineage: Eukaryota; Metazoa; Chordata; Aves; Charadriiformes; Charadriidae
Product: chromosome unknown open reading frame, human C6orf132
Exons: 7
Coding region: 1-2292 (763 amino acids)
Source: RefSeq, a predicted model, not a curated record
AUGGCGGUGGCCGGUUGUUUGCACAGUCUUGGGGACUGGGGCACAGCCGGCUCCUCGGGCGGGCAGUCCCGCUUCAGCGAGCGCUGCCCUCGGGUUUCGGAGCCGCUGACGGAUCGGCCGAGGUCAGAUCCUGCCCGCGCUUAUCAGCUGGUCUGUGUCACCUCGGCGGGCACCUGCCCUGGACCCACCUCCUGCUCUCCUGUGGGUGAUGUGAUUGAAGUGUACUAUGGUGACAAUCGCUUUGGGACAAUGACCGACUCUGGCACAGCAACACUUAAACCUCGUCCGAGAGUCCGGCCGCUGCUGACUUUCUUACCCCUUAAUGCCCAAGAAUCCCAUGGGGUGGCUGUGCCAACGCCAUCAGUGCCAGAAGACUUUGAGGAAAAAGCAGCUCUCGGCUCUGGCUCCCAGAUCAAUGGGAACUACCGAAUGUACAGCUCGGUGGGGGACCUGCGCCCACAGGCUCUUGAGAGGGAGGCCCUGACCGAAGAUACCCCGCCGCCACCAUCAGUACCCCCACCACCCCCUCCAGUGGCAACAGCACCUACACCACCACCUCCAGCCUCGCCGGUCCCUCCGCCACCCGAAAUGCUGCCUCCACCACCGCCACCACCUGAGAUGGUGCCGCCACCUCCUGCCAUGGCACCUCCGCCACCUCCAGUCUCUGCCCUGUCCUCCCCCAGCACACCAGCUCCUCCAGACUUCAUCCCGCCAGCCCCACCGGGUGCCUCGCAGCUCAGCCCGGCCCCGGCACCCUUCACCUCCGGCAUCUCCAAGUGGAAGUCCGAGACGGUGCUGAACACGAGGCAGGCGGAUGCCGAGGGGCCGCUCUGCCAGGCUGAGGCUGGGGUGCCGGCUGCCCCCGGCCCAAAGGAGAGUCUGCAGCCCAAGCACUGUCCCGAGCCCCACCUCACCUUCCCCAGGUCCUUCAAGGUGCCCCCCCCGACCCCAGCCCGGUCUUCCUCCAUCCCCGUGCAGGAGAGCCAGCCCGUCCGGCAGGAGCCCUUCCCCAAGCAGCCUCACGCCCGGCCUCCCCUCCCGCCCUGCUUCACCAUUAGACCCGCAGCCAAGGCUCACACUGGAGGAGAAUCUGAGCAAAGAAAUUCCCCGCUGAGACAGGCGGUUGCGAAGCCGGCUGUGCCGACCCCUCCACCCCUGAGCCCCAAACCAGGCCCGGGGCUCAGCCAAGGGACAAAUCCUGCCGGUCACUGGUCCCCACUGCCAGGCUCUGAGAUGGAGAAGGUCACCCAGCCAAAAACAGCCGAGAGAGACUCUCCUCCAAAAUCUGAAUCUAUUUCUGCGAAUGACCUGGACCUCCCCCCUCCAGACUACCCCACCUGCGAGGACGACUGGAGGGACGCCGGCAACCUGAGCAGACUGCGGCACGAGCUCUCGGCCCUCCUGUGCUCCCCACGGAGGGAGGAGAGGCCGCCGGAGAAGCCGGCUGCUCCCCAACCCACGGACAGCAGUACCAACUGCACCGGCAGCCGUGAGCCCAGUCUCAAUGGGCCCCAACUCACUGGACCUGCUGGGAAGGACACACGGUUACCCACGGGAGGGGAGAGCGAGAAGAAAGAGGUGCCCAGCGGCCCUCCCAGUGCCAAGGGAGGCUCUCCCAGCAUGGGGCUCCCCGCUACGGAGAGCAACCCCGCCACGCAGACGCGCAGCGUGAUGAAAAUCAGGAACGAGCUGGAGGCUGUGCUGUCCCUGAAGAAAGAAGGGAAACCUGCCCUGGGGCUCGGCAGCCAGAAGCAGGGCACCGAGAAUGGCGGCAGCACCCCUCCCCCGCUGCCCUCGGAGAAGAGCAGGAGGAAUGGCGACUUCAUGCCCCAGUACCCAGACUACACCAGCUCUGCUGGUUACUUUGGCCGCUGCCCGAACCCCCGCCCACUGAUCAAGAAGCGCCUGUAUGUCUCUGAGCCCGACAGCUCCUACCCCCGGGCAGCUGCAGCCCCCCGGGCCACGGGCACCGUCUCCUACAGCACUGGGGGUUACAGCUCCCCGGCCGGGGAGGGUGCCCGCCGCCUCGGCUCUGCCCACAGGAACAGCCCCACGAGUGCACAGGGAAGGCGGACCUCCAUCGAUGCUGCUAGGAAAGCCGCGCCGUACGGCAGCACUGCAGCUGACGCCAAGUACAAGGGGCAGAACGGGGAUUUCUCGCCCGCCAGCACGGUGGCAGCCAGCAGACCUGCCCACGGCAGCUUGCAGUACGGUGGACCCACCAACACCUUCACAGUCAGGCCUGGGGCACGGCAGCCCAUCUCCUACGCCUACCAGAGCGGCCAACGAUAG